Messenger RNA from Trichoplax adhaerens, 1146 nucleotides. RefSeq lists its product as uncharacterized. The transcript is spliced from 13 exons. Gene Ontology annotation, molecular function: tubulin-glutamic acid ligase activity; tubulin binding. The annotation marks the transcript as partial. Gene Ontology annotation, cellular component: cilium. Lineage: Eukaryota; Metazoa; Placozoa; Uniplacotomia; Trichoplacea; Trichoplacidae. The record is from RefSeq and is a predicted model, not a curated record. Gene Ontology annotation, biological process: microtubule cytoskeleton organization; protein polyglutamylation.
GAUUACAUUACUUCUAGCAAAGAGCCGGUCAUCUUGUGGGCUGGCCCUAAAAAAGAUUUACCCGUAAUUAUUUUUCGACCCGAGCUGACUGCAUGUGCUGUCGAUCAACGCUAUAAAUCGAUAGGAGAUAAAUUCCACAUGGCUUAUAAAGUAAUGUGUGAUUGUAAAUUAAUCCAUCAAGUAUUAACAGCCCAUGGAUUUCGAGAGGCUCAUCCUAAUAGUUCCAAUUUUAAUAUAAUGUGGACUGGAUCACAUUUAAAACCUUAUCUUAUGCGCGGUCUCCUCGAUUACCAACGCAUUAAUCAUUUUCCUAGAUCGUACGAGGUUACACGCAAAGAUCGAAUGUUUAAGAAUGUGCAAAGGAUGCAACAUCAGGUAAGAGACAAGACCUUUGAUUUUGUACCAAAGACUUUUGUAUUACCAGAGGAAUAUAACGAAUUUUAUGCAACAUUUAAGAGAGAAAAAGGACUAUGGAUUGUUAAGCCUAUCGCUUCAUCUAGAGGUCGUGGAAUAUUUCUGGUCAGCCAACCGAAUCAAGUCCCUCUAGAUGAAAAGUUAGUUGUGUCCCGCUAUGUUCGCAAUCCUUAUUGUAUUGAUGGCUAUAAAUUUGACAUUCGAUUGUAUGUUCUUGUAACAUCCUACGAUCCGUUAGUAAUUUACUUGUAUAAAGAAGGCCUAACAAGAUUUGCUACUAUGAAAUAUGACAAUGGAGUUAGAAAUAUAAAUAAAGCUUGUAUGCAUCUGACUAAUUAUAGUAUCAAUAAGAAAAGUAACGAUUAUAUCAGAUGUGAAGACCCAAACGUUGAAGAUUUUGGUAACAAAUGGAGUAUGAGUGCUAUGCUUAGAUAUUUAAAUGAAUAUGGAGAAGAUACUACUGCCUUGAUGAUUAGAAUUGAAGACGUCAUAAUUAAGACGAUAAUAAGUGCUGAGCUACCUAUUGCAACGGCCUGCAAAUCUUUUUUGCCACAUAGAAGAAAUUGCUUUGAGAUUUACGGAUUUGACAUCCUGGUAGAUGAAGACCUUAGACCGUGGGUACUAGAAGUUAAUCUAUCACCUAGUUUAGCAUGUGAUACACCUAUGGAUUUCAAAAUCAAGUCUAGCUUAAUUUGUGAUACGUUCAAUAUCAUUGGUGAGUUUAAUUUAUAA